AUGGGAUCGAUGUUCAGGUCUUCCGAGCCACUGGAGCCGUCGCUGCUGGAGGAUUUGCUCGCGUCGAUGCUUUCGGAGCUACCGGAUGCCGAGGCGGAUGCCGAGGCGGAAGUAGAAGCAGAAGUAGAAGCGGAAGUAGAGGCAGAUGCAGAGGCAGAUGAGCUCAUGGAGUUACUCGCAGAUGAUGCAGCUGAAGCUGACGAAGAGGUGCUCGCGCUUACCGAAGCGCUGGGUCCUUCUGAAGAACCCAUCGAGCUUGACAUUCCAGGUGAAGGAUUCAUCGAGCCUGACGUCGACAAGAACAUCGGGCGCGACAAGUUUGUCAAGUCGUCAGCGGCACCGACGGCAGCAAAAGCGACAGUCAGCACCAAAGGGUUAAGGAACUUCAUUGAGUUGGAUUUGGAGUAA
Molecule: messenger RNA, 408 nt
Organism: Peronospora matthiolae
Lineage: Eukaryota; Oomycota; Peronosporomycetes; Peronosporales; Peronosporaceae
Source: the annotation of a GenBank genome assembly